Messenger RNA from Aspergillus thermomutatus, 2280 nucleotides. RefSeq lists its product as uncharacterized. The record is from RefSeq and is a predicted model, not a curated record. The coding region runs from base 1 to 2280 and encodes 759 amino acids. The transcript has a single exon. Lineage: Eukaryota; Fungi; Ascomycota; Eurotiomycetes; Eurotiales; Aspergillaceae.
AUGAAACCAACCGAUAAUUUUCGAGCUACCGCUCCAGCAGAUCAUACCCGAGGCCCCGAUUGUGGCUGGUAUUCUGUGCUGCCCUGGUUUUUGACUUCCGGUUGUCUUGGGCUUUCUAAGGUCGAGAUGGAAGGAAGCGUGGUUGAAGGUAUUUCUACCUCUCUCCCGACCUGCCCUCUAUUUUCGCAACCAUAUGACCCUCAAAGCCUUUUUGCUCCUGAGGAUCUGCCAAAUCCCCCAUCUUAUCAUGAUCUGGGGCUUACACCUCCCCCUGGGUCGCAGCUGCUACAACCUACGAAUGUCACUCAACCGCACCCGUUGCUUGACGAGCACGGUUCAUCCGACGGAGAUGUGAGAAUAUCUAUGGCCAGUCAGCCCGCAGGAUCGAACUACAGUGAUCAGGCGAGAGGCUCACGCAAGGACACGCCCGACGACCCGUCUCAGUUGAGACAGGAGAGCUCAUCGAAUAUCGAAGUUGGGCCACCGUUUCCUAGUGGUCAAGCCGCCAGUCCAGUCGAGUCGACUGUCGUUGCCACAAAUGCCGCAUCGCAGACCAGACUUCCAGAGCCCUUGAGCUCGAACACUACGCGAAAUGCAGACGAUCUGCUCUACGAUCCUCUCUUUGGUACCGACUUUGUGAUGCCCAAUUUCGACGCGAAUCCUUCGCCUUUGAAACGGACCGCCGACGAAGCCUUGGCUGAUGAUUUCCGAUUGUGGCACCGGCCCGAAAAACGACGGAUGCUGGGUUCACUACAGAGCUCCAGUGCACCUUCUCUGAAUGCAACACCGUCUCUGUCCUCACCUGACACUAUUCAGUUAGAUCAAUUUGAAACAGUGCCCAAUACACCAGGUGGUAUCGCAGAGUCUCAAUUACCCGCGCCUCCUUUUGACUUUUUUGAUCCUCUAUUCGAAGAUCCUGCUUUCCACAUUCCACUAGACCUAUCUGAAACUGAGUAUUCUUUUGAGAACCAACCGACACCUCACUCUGCAGACGCGGGUUCUUCGUAUGAUGCGUCCCGUCGUUCGAGCUUGAACUCUUGUGAAGACAGUGGCAAUGUUCAGGUGCAAGCUGCUGACCCUGUGACCUUCGAUCAUCAGGCUGAGUGCGUACCACUUCCUACAAGUGAAUUGACCAAGCGACAGUUCUCGCUCGAUCCCCAAGAUGUUCUUGCCAACGCCGACCGUGAGACUCUGCAGCGAGUUGAUUAUGAACCUGAAUACAUAUCUCCAUAUCCUGUGUAUCGUGGGCCUUUGGGCUAUCUUCCCUCAGCUCCGGGUAUUCACGUCAAGUGCAUUCGGAUCGCCGAUGACCAAAUCAACGCCCGUCUUUCGCACCUCAAAUACAAAGUUCACCAACUCAAAUACGAGAGAGACAAAUACAGAAAUGCUUGGUCUAAGUGGACAGCACUAGAAGCCUCAACAGGAAAGUCAAGGGAACAGAUACUCGAGGGGGAAAACGCGACGCUGCGACGCGUGUCUACUCAACACCAAAAAAGAGCGGAGCAGUACAAGCAAGAAAUAGAGGUCUGGAAAGGCAGACUACAUGAUCUCAGUGUUUUACACAACAACCUCCUCUAUGAGAUCCAUGUUCAGAAGAGAAUGCCUGCCGUGGCUCCCGUUCCGCGCGGGUACAGGCCCCCUACAUAUCCGCAGCCCGUUGCACCCGGUCAGCAGCUUGCGAGCUUUCCUGCCGUGCCUGUUUCACAGCAUCCCGUACCAGGUCCUGCCUCUUCGCCAAGCCAUGUCCCUGUUCCUACUCAACCACCCGUCAUGCCAGCCUUUCAAGGGCCCAGCACUCCUUAUCCUCAUCUGCCUCAUCAGAAUCCGGCUCAGAAAGACCCGCAGCCUAGUGGCACCACACCUGGAUCAGUGCAACAUCCCACUCCGGCAGAGCCACAGCCAGAAAGAGUGACUAUUGAUCUUACUGACGAAGCACCCGGGAUCACACCCAAUCUAGCUUCGAUUGCUCCAUCGGAGCCAUCCCAGGAAACCGGGGAGCUUCUUCAAUCAUUGCAGAAGAAAAGAUACAACUGGCUCGAAAGAGCGAAAUCAGGUUCCGCACAGCCUGCGGUAGCUCGAGCAGGAUCUCGGCCUCCGCUACGUUCGGAAUCUGUGCCUCGAGCCUCUCAGCAGUCUCCUGCGUCACGCUCAAGUAGCAAUCAGCGGCCUAGCGUACCUCCUCCCGAGAUACACCCAGCAAGCGAUACUAACUAUGACGACCAAAUUGAUAUCGAGGACGAGCUACUCCGCGAGAUGGAGGAGGAGUUGGCUCGAGGCUGA